UGUAACUCUCUGGAAAUGGGUGGUUGGUGUUGCUCUUUCUCAAGGUAUUUUCACUAAAGGUUAACCACAAAGAGGAAGUACCAUCACUCACAGACCUGCGGCAGAGAAGCCUCACGUCCAUCCAUCUGCGGAGUUCAACAGGGAAUGGACGCAAAAUGUCUCUACUGGAAUUAAUCCUUAUUUUUGUCCUUCAGUUUGAGUUUGAAGCAGGCAACCUUGAAAAACACAAUUUCUACAAAAGACCUGGAGAUGAUGCUAUUCUGCCCUGUUCCAGUGUAUCAUCCUCUAACACAACAUGCUCCAGUGUUUCAUGGUUUUACAACAGAGGACCAUCUCUGACUUUCUAUGAUGUUGUAAAUGGAAGUGUUUGGCAGACCUCAGCCCGAGCUGCCAGGCUGAGUGUGGACACUAAGUGCUCUCUUGACAUUAAAAACAUCACUGCUGAAGAUGCUGGUCUCUACACCUGCCGGCAGGGGAUGGACUUUGAUAAGGAUCUAGCAACACAUCUCAAGGUUCUGACAAUCUCUCCAUCUCCUCCAGACGCUGAUCCAAUGAGUGACGGUAACAUCACAUUAGAGUGCUCUCUGUUGAGAUACAGCGACCUCCCUCCUUGUCAACAAAACAGCAUCCGCUGGGUAAACGAGACAGGAACUGUGCUGCUUGGUGAAGGUGUCGGGUACAAGCUCCUCGGACAGAAGGACUGUGUUUCUGUUCUGACUGUGAAACGUCAGAGUGGCCAUAACAGGACAUACACCUGCCAGUAUGUUCAUAAGGAGAACAAUGUAGAGAUAGAGGCUGACUACACACCUGUCUUCACAGGCAAUCAGCCAGGAAAUUCAAAUUCAGGUUCAACAGAUUCCACAGAUUGGUCUCCUCUGAGCUACGUCUUGUUGACUCUGAGAAUUGCAGGACUGAUCCUGAUGAUUGUAAUCACAGUUCAAGUCAUCAGAGACAGAGGGAAAACAAAUCCACUGGAAAAUGAGAACAAUGUAAAUAAUGAUGCAGAAGUCCAGUAUGAAAAUGUAAAAGCACAUUCUGCUGCUACUAGACUGCAGUGAUCGACAGCUUCCACACCAACUUCAACUCACCACAAAGUCAAAUAUCAUUUUUCCUGAGUGAUCGAAGCUUUGAGUUAAAAUUGUUUUAUGUUUAGAUAAGAUACUUUGCUUGUUCUUUUUACUCUUUAAAUGUAAAGAAUUUCUGUCAAACUGUUUUCAUGCCACCAACAAGCAGAUGUUCUGUAGCUUCAGGUGAGAAAACAUUCACAAUGUCAGUGUUUUUAUUAAUAAAAAGGAACAAAUGACUACUUGUAUUGUAAAAAUGUAAUAUCACAUGCUUUGCAUUUAUACAGCUCUUUUUAGUCUGAUUUAGCUAACAGUUUAGGUUUUAUGGCAUUUUGCUGCUCUCAUCCACCCUGUUUCCAGCAGUAGCCGGCAGCUCUACUGUAAACUCAGCACCAAACAGCAGAAAGACAGAACAUUUAUCAGCUAAAGAACAAGAUAUUUUUCUCAGGAGUUGGUGGAUAGCAAACAGCUAAAAGAGUGGAUGUUGGACACAUCAGGUGGAUGGAAACACAACUCGAAUGGUCUGCUGGAUGUCUAAAUACUGUAGGCAACUAUUUGCUUUGCUCUAUAAAAGGUGUUAAGAAUGCUUGUAAGAAUGUUUUUUGUAAUAAAGAAGCCACAAAUGGAUUAACUGAAUUUUAAGUGA
Messenger RNA from Micropterus dolomieu (smallmouth bass), 1710 nucleotides. RefSeq lists its product as uncharacterized. Gene Ontology annotation, molecular function: protein tyrosine kinase binding; MHC class II protein binding. Gene Ontology annotation, cellular component: external side of plasma membrane; membrane raft. Gene Ontology annotation, biological process: interleukin-15-mediated signaling pathway; positive regulation of ERK1 and ERK2 cascade; T cell activation. Lineage: Eukaryota; Metazoa; Chordata; Actinopteri; Centrarchiformes; Centrarchidae. The coding region runs from base 156 to 1058 and encodes 300 amino acids. The record is from RefSeq and is a predicted model, not a curated record. The transcript has 6 exons.